Molecule: messenger RNA, 2993 nt
Organism: Paramacrobiotus metropolitanus
Lineage: Eukaryota; Metazoa; Tardigrada; Eutardigrada; Parachela; Macrobiotidae
Product: DC-STAMP domain-containing protein 2-like
Exons: 7
Coding region: 329-2857 (842 amino acids)
Cellular component (GO): membrane
Source: RefSeq, a predicted model, not a curated record
CUAGCUAGUCGAUUCGAGAUGAAGUAACUGCGGAACUGCUGGUAAUAUAACAGGCGUCAGAGUUCAAAACGAAACAUGUACUGUACUGUACUAUUCUAUACUAGUACUGUAGAAUCUAGCGAACGCUUUUGCCGGUGCCGUGUGCAAUCUGGAAUGAUACUGCAUUGACUGAAGAUUGUACUGCUUUGGAUUCGGCACUUAGUACUGACAACUUCGUGGCAAUACCUGUAUAAAAUUCUGAAACUUUCUAACGACGACACUUGCCUUGUGUAAAGAGAAAGCUUUUAGUUGUUUUGGCAUUGCCGCUCAUAGCCAAACUACAGCAGAAAUGUGGAUGCAGAUAAAAAUGUUUUUUAAGCUGCUGAAGCUGCGACGCAAGAUCCGCCGGCUAAAGCUAGCCAAGGAGAACACCUACCGCAUCGAGCAAGGUCUGUCUCCGAUCUAUCCAUUUAGCGAGAUCUUGCGUAUGUACCUGGUGGACAAACCUCUGGAUUUCAUCUACCAUGCUCUGUGUCCAUGCUGUAUCUAUGACCGCUACCGGCAUGAGAAACGGCGCCGGCGUCCUGCGCCGACCACUUGGUACGGCCGCAUGAUCUUCCAGGGCACGUACGAGAACCAAGUCCUUAAGAGCGUUCUGGGUUUCUUAAUCGGAAUACUAAUCAACUACCUCAUCUAUUUGUACAUGAUAUACCAACUACGCUUCCAACUUUUGACUGCCACCGUUUGGGCGUUAAUCGCCGGCAACGUGCUGACUUUGGGAUUGGCGUUCAGCGACCCGGUGCGAUGCAUCGCAUUGCUCAUUGUGCCGUCGGUAUGUACGGGGAAGGGCCGGACAGCCCUUCUGGCGACGGCCAUGGUGAUGACCUUUAACGGGCCAGCGAUGAAUGCUGGGGAGAACGCUAUGCGCUUGGCGGGGACGAUUCAGUGCGGACAGGAACUGCUGCGGAACACCACCAUCGAGGUCAUCAAAGAGGCUCUUACUCCCAUUCGCACCAUUUACGCCGUACUGAAAAAGGUCGUCAAGGAGCUGGCCGAAUUGGCGAAGAAGAUUAAAGCGGCGUUCCUGGCGGUGGUGAAAGUGUUUCGGGACAUUGUGGACUCCAUCAAACAGGCUUUUGCCUGGCUGGCCAGUGUCGUGGAGGAGUGCAACGAGCGCGUCGGCACUCCGGCCAAAAAAUGUUACAAGUCCAUCGACGAGGCGGUGGAGAAGUGCGAAGUGGCGUUGGGCAAGACGUUUAGCUGGCUGUGUUAUGUGGCGCACGUGGCAUACAUCGCCUGUGCGGCAAUGAGUCUAGUGGUGGCCCUAUGCAACCUGCCUAAAGCCGUCAGCGAGAACAUUCUGGAGCCGAUUAAAAAACUGGUGAAGACGCUGGUGGCUAAGAUCAAAUAUCAGUUGUACGUCAAAAUUGCUUUUAGCCAUCACAUGAAUUACACAUUAGAGCAAAGCAAGUCUGUAACGGACAUACGAAAAGACAUUAUGGAUGAGAUUCGACAAAGAGUGGACAUUUUCGAUUUGACACUGGAAUGGACCGAUGUCGUUUUGUUCUUAAUAAUUUUCACCAUCGUCUGGAAAGCGUUUUGGUACCGGCAGCGAUACUUGACGCAGGAUCGCUACGAUAACAUUUACAUCACAUUCACCGUGCGCGAUAUCGAUGAAAGGCGUCUCGAUUUGGGGAAAGAAACUCUUUUACCACUACGCCACGACGAGAAGAAGAUUUACGUCAAAACCAACGCUUGGAGCUUUGCUCACGCCGAGAAGAAGAAGCUCUUCUCAUCGCUGGCCUUCUUCAGCGGACCGGCCAUGCAGGCAGUCUUCUACAUGUUUAUGGACACCACCUUAUUCUGGCUGUUGAAGACCAUCCGCAAGUACGGAGCUUUCGAUGCGGAAAUCGAGAUUCCCGCCAGUAUCGAACUGCACGUGCGGGGCUCGGGUUUCCUUGCGCGGAUGUACCGCACCAUCAUUAAGGCCUUCAAACCGCUGCUGAAACUAAUGCCACGGGUGGACACGACACCUUGUCUACCGGUCGCCAGUAUCCCUGAUUACAACCGCUAUAAACUCAUCCUGUUUCUGCUAUGGCUGGUUUUGCUGCUUAUUGUGGGGGAAGCGUAUGGGUUGCGGUUCCGGCAUGUAAUUUGCAGCUGGUUCGCGCCGCAUCGUGAAAAAGAGCGCGCAAUUUGGCUGUACAACAACAUCCUGCGUCAACGCGGUGGUUUCGUUAAGUUCAUGCGUCGGCGUCUGCGCGAAAAGUACGGCAUCGAAAAAUUUACCAAGUCCGCCGCGGAGAAGACGAGUUUGAUUGAAUACUUGGCGACAAAAUCGGAGUUUCUCAGGCAGAUUUUCAAAUUCUUUGGUUACACCGAGAAAAAAUUUUGCAUCGUCUGCAGCAAACCAGGUUUUCAGGAUGAUUAUGAGACGUUCAAGCACUGCCAGACACCGGGCUGUAAAGGCAUUUACUGCGAUGACUGCUUCCGUGAUCUGCACAACAUGUGCACCAUCUGCAUGCAUCCGAUUGAGUACGGUGAUCUGUCGGAUCUGUCGGAGGAGCUAGAUUCCAGUGACGAAGAAGAAAUCUUGCGGAAGCGCGAAGAGGCCAGACUAAGGGCGAUGCAACUAAGGGCGAUGCAGAGACGAUCGGAAAGGUCAACGGAGCUGUUUGAACUGGAAGCGGAUGAGGAAGGGAAUGUGGACGCGCAGGAUUUGUACGAGUACACGCAGCAGUUGGCUAUGCGGGCUGAGGAUGCUCGUCACGGGAGGAAAGACCGGGUUUCGAUGGAAAUUUUUAGUAAUGAGGAAAGCGACGAAUCGACGGACGACAAUGAUGAGUCAGACUUUGAAGAACAGAUUACGAUUGUAUGAAAUGAUGCAGGCAUGUAAAUCAGUGUAUUAUGAGUGAAAUUAUUGUCUUAAAAAAAAAAGUGCGAGGCGAAACUUGCAUUAACUGAGAACGUUAUUCUGGUUAACGUUUAAUAGUGCAUUUAAAAUAAGCAGCGAU